UAUCCCAUAAAGGACUUCACCACAGUUUUUUUACUGGAUGUACUGAGGUUCUAAUUUCCUUCUAAUUAUGUCGGAAAAUGCGAAUUUACGGCAAAAUUUGCAAAAUGUGCCAUCGAUUUUCGAAAUAAGAGCGGCUGAAACAUUGGACACACUUAUCUACCCAGCACUGAGUAAAAUAAUUAACUACCUUUAUUUUCGAUUGGACUUCAAACUUUUCGGUGCAUACAGACUAAGUGAAGAAGUUUCUUCUGUUUUAACCUUGGCCCUACAGUACUUAUAUUUGCGAAAUCGGGGCUCGUCAUUUGGAGAGAGUUUCUACGGUUUACAACGCAUAUCUUUAGAAUCGGAUAAACUUAUCACGCAUCGACAGCAAGUGAUAUCUGCCGGUAUUGUCACAUUUUUGCCUUACUUGGAACGAAAGCUUAAAGCACGCAGUGCACAGCAUGAUACAUUUAUUUGGCAGCGACAGCUACUGAAAAUUUUAAAUAUAUAUCAUGCGUCCAAAGCAGUACAUACAUUCCUGUAUCUUAUAAAAUACGCUUCCAGCCACUCGUCAAUUUUCCGAGCACUAAGUUUGACCUUGCGAUACCCUAUUGAACCGCCGAAUGAUAGGACAACUUACAUCUUUCUUAAAAUUCUGGAGGUGUUAGCAUUUUUUCUGCAAUUCAUUCAUUGGUGGUAUUCUAACGAUCAUCGUCAUCAAAUGGGUGGAUCAUUAAAAAAUCCAAACCCUCUCAAGAGUUCUAUCGAUAAGAGGGAAAAAUACCGCAAAGGCGAUUGUCCCGUAUGUCUUACGAAAAUAACAACUCCAACUGCAUGUAGCGUUUCGGGAUAUGUAUACUGUUGGAAAUGUAUAAUUUCACAUUUGAAAAGCCGUAUGACCUGUCCAGUUACUGGUUAUCAAAUCACCCCUGAAGAUUUAAUAACAAUAUACGAAACAUAAAUAUUACUCACAAAUCGGAUUUCUUCAGGAGACACGAAACACAAUGCCGGCGCCCGGCGAACUCACCACAGCGAAAUUCGCACUGUCAAAAUUAGAACACUUGCAAGCAUAUAUGUACAUUCGUGGUCAGCUGAUUAAGUCAAGUGGCAUUUUGACUAGUUUUGGCUAUUUUUCUAAUGUUUAUUUAAUGGUUAUAUUUUUACCUGGCUUUUAUUAGCUUGGGGUUAAGGCAUCCAAUCCCGGACCAUUUUGUGAAUCCCGGGCUUUCGGGAUCUUAGAUUGGUUAUCCCGGGAUCCCGGAAUAUUUCGGGAUAUUAUUACCAUUA
This is a messenger RNA of Rhagoletis zephyria (snowberry fruit fly), 1269 nucleotides long. It is a transcript of the gene Pex12, whose product is annotated as peroxisomal biogenesis factor 12. Gene Ontology annotation, biological process: protein monoubiquitination; protein import into peroxisome matrix. The record is from RefSeq and is a predicted model, not a curated record. Lineage: Eukaryota; Metazoa; Arthropoda; Insecta; Diptera; Tephritidae. Gene Ontology annotation, molecular function: zinc ion binding; ubiquitin-protein transferase activity; protein binding. Gene Ontology annotation, cellular component: peroxisomal membrane; peroxisomal importomer complex.